Molecule: messenger RNA, 1940 nt
Organism: Oldenlandia corymbosa var. corymbosa
Lineage: Eukaryota; Viridiplantae; Streptophyta; Magnoliopsida; Gentianales; Rubiaceae
Source: the annotation of a GenBank genome assembly
AUCGCAUUCUCUCGCUCCCAGGUAUUAAAGCAUUCAUCCCACACGCACACACACACACACACACAGAGCAUGCACUCAAAUCUUUAAUUUUCUUAAUUAGGUCUCAUUCAAUUUCUUUGAUUAUUUUUGGAGCUUUUUAGUUCUUUCGUUUUUGUUUCUCUCUCCAUCAUUUGUUGUUGUUUUGAUCGUUUGCCGUUUCUCAUUUGAGCUUGUGAAUUGCAAAUCCCAACCAAUUUGCGAUUUACAGAAUUUGUUUCAUUUUAUUUUGGUUUUUCCAAUCCGUUUCCGAGAGGUUUGAUAACAGUAGAAUGAAUCAUUUACACUGAUACGUUCGCUCGAGGAUUUGUGAGUUAUGAAUAUGCGUGUGGCAAGAUUGAUGAAAUUUGAUUUUUGGUCAGGUUUUAAAUUGGUCAAUUGUGGAAUUUUUACUGUGACCAUGUUGUUUGGGUGAUGAAAUUAAUCUUAGUUUUCAAUUCUUAGCAGAUUGCUCCAGUUUGGGGGACGUUUUAUACCACCUAGUUUCUGAAAGUAGUUUUUUAGUGGGAAAUGAGCAUUGAGGCAGAAUGAAAAGGGCUGGGACUAAAAGGUUGGGAAAAUAUGAGGUCGGAAGAACUAUUGGAGAAGGAACCUUUGCAAAGGUUAAGUUUGCACAGAACACUGACACCGGUGACAGUGUGGCUAUCAAAGUCCUUGCCAAGAGCACCAUCCUCAAACACAAAAUGGUUGAUCAGAUUAAAAGAGAGAUAUCCAUAAUGAAGAUUGUAAGACAUCCGUACAUAGUUCGGCUUCAUGAGGUUUUAGCUGGCAAGACAAAGAUAUAUAUAGUUCUCGAGUUCGUAUCCGGAGGAGAACUUUUUGAUAAAAUUGUUCACCAAGGAAGGCUUCCUGAAAGUGAAUCAAGACGUCACUUUCAACAACUUAUAGAUGCUGUUUCACACUGUCAUUGUAAGGGUGUCUAUCACAGAGAUUUAAAGCCUGAAAAUUUACUCCUUGAUUCCCAAGGAAAAUUGAAGGUUUCUGAUUUUGGACUGAGCGCAUUACCUCAACAGGGAGUCGAUCUUCUUCACACCACUUGUGGGACUCCAAACUAUGUGGCCCCGGAGGUGCUAAGCAACCGGGGAUAUGACGGUGCCGCUGCUGAUGUUUGGUCUUGUGGAGUUAUUCUAUUUGUGUUGAUGGCAGGAUAUCUCCCUUUUGAUGAGACAGAUCUUCCUACCUUGUAUCUGAAGAUUACUGCUGCAGAAUUCCACUGCCCGUAUUGGUUUUCUCCGGGCGUUACAGCAUUGCUACGCAAACUACUGGAUCCCAAUCCGGAAACUAGAAUUAAGAUAGAAGGAAUUAGAAGAGAUCCCUGGUUCCGGAAAAACUAUGUCCCUGUAAAGCACACAGAAGAUGAAGUGGUGAAUUUGGAUGAUGUUCAUGCAGUUUUUGAUGACAUUGAGGAUAACUAUGUUACUGAACAAUCUGCAAAGAUGGAUAAUGGACCGCUCGUGAUGAAUGCUUUUGAGAUGAUCACUCUUUCUCAAGGGUUAAACCUAGCAGCCUUAUUUGAUCGGCAGCAGGAUUAUGUCAAGAGGCAAACUCGUUUUGUUUCUCGCAAACCUGCUGGUGUCAUAAAUGCAACAAUAGCAACAGCUGCAGAAUCAAUGGGUUUGAAAGUACAUGCACGAAAUUACACGACAAGACUCGAAGGGGUCUCAGCUAAAAGGGCUGGUCAAUUUGCUGUGGUACUGGAGGUUUUUGAAGUCGCACCGUCUCUUUUUAUGGUGGAUGUAAGGAAGGCUGCUGGGGACACCCUUGAAUAUCACAAGUUCUACAAGAACUUUUGCACGAAGCUUGAUAAAAUUAUUUGGAAGCCAGAGAAUGCAUCCGACAGUGCUCUGCUUCAAACAGUGACUUGCGGAUCUGGUAGUGCGGGCAUGAAGCAAUUCAAAAAGUAG